UUGUUGGUCAAAUAAAUUAGUCGUUUUGAGAACGCUGGUAAAAGUGCUGCCUGAAGAAUUUACAGUUAGCAAGUAACGUGUGUUAAUUGAUUCAUAACUGUGUUUACGUGAUUUAAUUAAGUAUAACCUAAAAUGGAAGUUGUAUUAGAAGGACCAGUUUUGACGAAUAGGUGAAAUAAUGGAAGAUUAUGAAGAUGAGCCUGAUCUGAAUGAACAAAUUUUUCACAAUAAUGUCAGGGAACAAAUAAUUUUUCUGCUGCUUUUUCUCCUCCUCUACCUGUUCAGCUUUGCUCUGUUGGGCCGUUUCAAACGUAGAGGGAGAGAAGACUAUUACAGCACAGACGAAGAUGAGGUGACUGUCUACAGGAUCAGCACCUGGCUGUGCACGUUUUCCCUGGCGGUUUCCGUAGGAGCGAUUCUUCUGCUGCCCAUCUCCAUAGUCUCCAACGAGGUCUUGGUGAACUAUCCGAAUAGCUAUUAUAUUAAAUGGCUCAAUUCUUCACUUAUACAAGGCCUUUGGAACUAUGUGUUCAUAUUCUCCAACCUCUCCCUAUUCAUCUUGCUUCCCUUCGCCUACCUGUUCACGGAAUCGGAAGGUUUUUUCGGCCAUCGAAAAGGACUGAUGGCGAGAGUUUACGAAACCUUCAUCGUGCUGGCCCUUUUGGGAAUGGUCGUCCUAGGAAUGACCUACGUCAUAUCGGCCCUAAUAGAUAAAGAUAACUCUAGCAUCCAGACAAUACUGAAUUUGACAAGCUAUUACUUGCCUUUUCUGUAUUCGUGUAUAUCUUUCCUCGGAGUACUGAUACUAUUAGUAUGUACGCCACUGGGAUUUGUGCGUCUGUUCGACGUCGUCGGCCAGUUCUUGAUAAAGCCCCAGUUCCUCCGCGACAUCAACGAGGAAUACUUCGCUUGCGCCAUGGAAGAGGAGAGCCUACGUAGAAGACUGAAACACGCCCAGAACACUGGGAAAUCUUACGUUAGUCCCGCGCCAAUGUCGAUUGGUUUAAGCGGUCCCUUCAUUGAGGAAGAGUACAAACUGCCGGAAAACCUGUUGAGGUUAAGGAACGGAGAGCUGCAGUCCGGGCUAGGAGCCAGGCUCAUCGCGGUAGAAGAAAGGAGGAAAACGUUAGAUAAGCAGCGGCAGACUUCUUCGUUGAGGAGAAACGUGGUGUACCCCGUAGCCAUGCUGCUUCUUCUCGGACUGACAGUGAUCGCCGUGUUAUUAGUAGUACAAAACACACUGUCGUUGUUGAUAGGCAUUAAAGCACUACCUAGUAGCUCAAAGCAAUUCACUUUGGGGGUGAGUUCGCUAUCAAAGUUAGGGCCUUUUGGCGCCGCACUAGAAAUAGUGCUGAUAGUUUACCUGAUAUUAACCUCGUCAAUUGGUCUCUACACCGCUCCUUGCAUGAGGAGGGUGAGGCCGAAGCCUAAGAGCACACCGUUUUGCCUUGUCAUUGGAAACUGCGCCUUGUUGCUGAUAAUCAGUUCCGCCUUGCCUUUGUUAUCGAAAAUUCUAGGUAUCACCAACUUUGACUUGCUCGGUGACUUUGGGAGCAUCGAGUGGCUGGGGAACUUCAAAAUAGUCCUCCUAUACAACCUGUCGUUCGCAGCAGCUUCAACGCUAUGUGUAGUCAAUAAGUUUACGGCCAAAGUACGCCGAGAACUGUACGCCCGAAUACUGGUUUUGCUGGAAUUAAAUGACCCCCCCAUUUCCAUCUCGAGUACACCAAGGCCAUCGUUGGCUAAAUGUGAGUAGUACACUUUUCCUCGAUCAACAUACAAUUUCAAAUGCAGCUUUAGUGGUAAUAAUUUUAUAUAUGUUGUGAUAAUGUCUGUUUAAAUUUGUGGAAUUAUUUUCGAUUUGUUGAAUAUAACUUUAAGUCGCACCAAUAUUGGAUAUGUGAGUAAAAAAUUUAAAAUUGUUCUGUGGAUAUGAUAAAUUUUUUUACUUGAAUUAUUAUUUAGUAAAAUAUGUAGGUAUAUGAUGGCUAAAUUAAUGUCUAAACGUUCUGUGAUUUUAACGGCAUUUAAGCAUUAUUGAAAAAUCGCUAAUAUUGGUGCCAACUGGUUUAAUUUCCGAUUGUUCUGCUUCUUACAAGCUCUUAUUGAAGUUAUUUUUCUUAAUAAUGAUGAUCACAUGAAUAUAGUCGAAAAAUGUGCUAUAAAACUUUAUCGACAGUUUUUAUAGUACAUACAUUUAACCAUUUUUUUUAUGUUUAACAUGUUAAAGUAAUUAUUGCUGUUACAGUCUGUUUAUAACUGAUUUGCUCAACAUCAUAUAUUCUCUAGUCUUAGUCACUGCAAAUUUAAGCUAGUGUUAUUUUAAUCAAUGAUAUCAUCAUUUAAUUUUAUUUGUAUCCAAUGUGAAUAAAAAUGUGUUACCCA
Messenger RNA from Anoplophora glabripennis (Asian longhorned beetle), 2385 nucleotides. Its product is annotated as protein Lilipod. NCBI's taxonomy places the organism in Eukaryota, Metazoa, Arthropoda, Insecta, Coleoptera, Cerambycidae. The record is from RefSeq and is a predicted model, not a curated record. Gene Ontology annotation, biological process: signal transduction. The transcript is spliced from 10 exons. Gene Ontology annotation, molecular function: transmembrane signaling receptor activity. Bases 179 to 1756 code for a protein of 525 amino acids.